AUGGCCACCGUGAAUCAUCUUUUACCUACACCUCUCGAGUUUUACGCUGAACUGCAAAAAACUGCUGAUCUAGCCGAGAACAGGCGACGUAUAAGAUUCCUAGCUGUAAGGACAUUGCAGCGUAUGACACGCGGAUACUUAACCAGGAAACAUAUUGCAUGGUUAACAAAGAACGCGAAGAUUAUACAAUGUGCGUUUAGAAUGCAUAUGGCACGUAAAGCAUACCGAGCAGCUUUGAGGAGAGCAGUAAGGCAUAAGCAUUAUAGGUACUACGCUCGAGCGGCGACAAGAAUACAGGCUUUAUGGCGCGGUCACUAUUCAAGACGUACCAAGUUCUGUUACCGUUCGUAUAGGAGAUGGCUUGCGACAGUUAAAGAGCGUGGGGAGAGAUGUGCUGCUGAAGCAGCGGAAUUUGGUAUACGAAGCCGAGCAGAUGACCUCCGCAUUUUAGAAGAAGAGGCAAGACAGUGGCUUGCAUUUGUUGUUUUCAAACUGCAUCAUCUACUGAGAACUUAUGUGUGUGCCGGUGUUUACUCUCAGCCUGCAACUACAGAGCUCUCAGAGUUCGAGAAACUUAUUAAAUCUAUCCAUUACACGGAGUACAUGAAACGACUCAAGCGGAAAUACAACGAAUUCGUCAGGAAAUUUCGUCCGAAAUUUGCUAAUAAAAUGCUAUUUCCCAUUAUCGGUGACGGUGCUGACUAUUGGUAUCUAUCAUUGCCAGAAAUGUAUGAACUAACUGCACCUGUUCAUAAAAAAGAAGAUAAGCGGCAUCUGGCUACACAUCACGGUCCUUUGCACAAGAAGCCGUUUAUAUGGAAGAAGGUGCGACCGCCAUCAGUGUGUGAGAAAAGAGGGCCAUUUACAAUAGGUACGAACACGUCUGCUACAACAAUGAGGAAGACGCCACCACCUCCAGCGCCCACUCCAUGUGGCGAUUCAAAACCUUCCAAGGACCCACGCUUUCAUCUAUAUCUUAAAUAUUACAUCCCACAGCCUGAUCUUUUCGAAUAUGUGGACUUCCACAUUAAUGUAUUGUUAACUAGAAAGUGCUCCAUUCAAAAUACGAGUAUAAACAAUGAGCUGUGAUUAUUUUUGAAACCCACGAAUUGCUUGUUAAUUUUUUGUAAA
Messenger RNA from Pararge aegeria (speckled wood butterfly), 1131 nucleotides. RefSeq names its product spermatogenesis-associated protein 17. The coding region runs from base 1 to 1089 and encodes 362 amino acids. Gene Ontology annotation, molecular function: protein binding. Gene Ontology annotation, biological process: establishment of meiotic spindle localization; spindle organization; mitotic cell cycle. The transcript is spliced from 2 exons. The record is from RefSeq and is a predicted model, not a curated record. NCBI's taxonomy places the organism in Eukaryota, Metazoa, Arthropoda, Insecta, Lepidoptera, Nymphalidae. Gene Ontology annotation, cellular component: spindle pole.